Messenger RNA from Protopolystoma xenopodis, 339 nucleotides. Lineage: Eukaryota; Metazoa; Platyhelminthes; Monogenea; Polystomatidea; Polystomatidae. The record is from the annotation of a GenBank genome assembly.
AUGUUUUCCCUUAGUUCUAGUCCCAACAACUCCAGUUCAGAAUCGGAAUCCAACAAUUUGAUAGGUGGCCAGCUUAAAUCUCAAGUUUCCUUCUCCACGCAUAAACCUCAGACUCCUUCUACCUCAUCUUUUGUGGAUACUCUGCCCUCCCUCCAAUUUUCUGCUUCAUCGAAUAAAUAUAAAACUUUCCCACUACCACUUCCAGACAGCCUCGACUUGGAAAUGGGUCUUCCUAGCCUUCUUCCUCUAUGGCUGUGUUUGGCGCGCAUCCCCUACGAGGUGGCUCGUGAGGGGGUGCGAAUUCGUCUUUCAGAACACGAUCAGAAGCGAAGUCGGUAA